Homalodisca vitripennis (glassy-winged sharpshooter) is the source of this 1962-nucleotide messenger RNA. RefSeq lists its product as uncharacterized. Lineage: Eukaryota; Metazoa; Arthropoda; Insecta; Hemiptera; Cicadellidae. The record is from RefSeq and is a predicted model, not a curated record. The transcript has 10 exons. The coding region runs from base 143 to 1027 and encodes 294 amino acids.
UGAAAAUUUAUUACCUGUUCAAAACUAAAUUUUGGUUGUAAUCUCAUAGUAUGUAAAAUUAAUCUGUAAUAAUUGGAAAGUAACUUGUCUGAAUGCUACAGAAAGGAUGACCAUUUCAUGUUGAGAUUUGACUUACACGAAUAUGCCUAAACAAAUCGUCUGCUGUGGAGGUCCUAUCUCUUUUUAUGCCGCUUCAGCGUUUUUGUCUUGUUACAUUGUUGUGCUGAAUGUUCUUCAAAUAAUAGGGUGUGCUUUGCAUUUAGUACCAAAAAUACAGUCAUGGGACUGGACAGAUAGAUGGUUACAAGCAAACCUUGCAGUAUUUUGUACUUGCAGCUGCUUGAUCAUCAAUGGAUUUGUCAUCUGGAUAGCGGCAUGUCUGAAAUCGAGAGUGUCAUUGCUGAUUGCCACAGUUGUAUUUAUCUUCCUUGCCGCAUUACGAUUGUACGUUGCAAUUGUAGUAUUCAAUAUUGAGUCAUCUUGGGUUCGUCUACUCGGAGAUAUUUUUACAGUGGUAAAACUAGCUGAGAUGUGGACUGUAGACACAUGCUGCUGUUGUUUCAGCCUAAGAACAGGGUGUCUUAUUAUUGGAGUAUUACAACUGAUGUCUCCCUCCAUAAACGUAAUUGGAACUGUUGUAAUCAGAGUAGAGAAUUCUACAAGAGAAGACACAAAUGAUAUUUCAAACACUUUUAGCAAACAUGCAGCAAAUUCUAAUGAGUUCUGGGCAAGCCGGCUUAUGGAUAUAUUCCAAAUGUCCAUCGCUAUAGUACUAAUCUGCGGUGUUGUAAGAAAUCGCAAGAGGCUACUCUAUUACUACGUCUUCGUAGAGGCACUUUUAAUUGUCAUCCGAAUCUUUAUUCUCGUGAUACUUCUUACUCUUGCCGCUUUACACCAAGUCGGAGCAACCAUCUCCCUUAAUGUUAUUUCCUGGGCAUUAUUGGUAUAUUUCAUCGUUGUGGUGUACAGCUACCAAAGAGAAAUGUCACAGACUUGCGUAAAUGGUUGCACUACAGAUGAAAUAUGAUUUAAAUGUAGUUUAUCGAAUGACGGUUUACAAAAUGUGAAUUUAUCAAGAAUAGAAAUUACGGUACCAACAGUUGAAUGAUUGAAUAACGGAAUAACGAGAAAUGUUUAUGAAUAGGAGAGGAAAUAGGUAAACCUAUCAGAACAUUUGCAAAUCAAUUAUAAGAGUAAGAGAACCUUGCAAAAAAUGCCAUCGUGUGCCACACGAAAGAGCUCACUGAGUUUGCAUAAACCUCUGCACAGCCUAUGGAAUUCCCAUUGGAUGGUCCCUCUCUAUGAGAACUUGAUAAGAUUAUUGUAAACACAGUUCACAAUUAACUUGUAUUCUAGUCACUAUAUGCAGCAUGCAGCUUCGUGGAUAGGUUAAAAGCAGCGCUGUUGAGGAACUCACAAUGGCUCUAUCUACUAACUAACGGGAGCUUAACAACGAAAUUGGAAAUACAGAAGACUGAGCGGUCUAAGACGUCAUCACCGUAUUCGACUGUCUGUGGCCGUACUUCUUUAUAACAGUACUAAUUACCUUGUAUUGUAUUGACUAUUCUCCAUAUUCUAUUUGAUUAGAUCCUCGUACAGGCCAGUGGCCUAUGUGUGUGGUCAGAAUAAUGCUCAACUGGUAAUAGGCCUCUUGAAAGUAAUAUGUAAAAAAUAAAAAUAAAACUGUUAGAGAAUUAAACAAGUUAUAAAAUUAGUUGUGAGCCAAUAGUGAUCUAUGCAAAUUGAACAGUGGUAACGACGAGAAGAUUAUUCUGCAUAUCUCAAGGAAAACUUACUCCUAUAGGAACGCUCAACGCUAGAGAACUGCACCCAAAAUAACAUAACGGCUGGGCAGCGUUAGGUGGUACAGCUCUAUUGAAGUGGCGUGAUGCGUGGAGUGCAAUAUGAAGCUUGCAGCUGACUUCAUGUAACCAUUUUAUGAAAUAAAAAUUAUAUAUACGA